CGGGCGGAGGAGUCGCUGUGUCCCAGCGGCGUGGUGUGGCGCGACCGCCGGGACCGCGGGUACGAGUGCCCCACGGAACUACUAUUCCCAGAGCAGCCCGGGCCCCCCAUCUCCGCCCCGCCGCGCUCUCCGGCGCCGAGCACUACAACUCCCGGCAUGCCGUGAACUUGACGGCCGAUACUCUGUGGAGGCGUCCAGCCCUCCCUCCCACCCCGCUCGCCAGCCGGGUUCCCGCUGCUGCCCCCGCCGCGCGCGGAGCCGGGACGCGAGCCAUGGAGGAGACGCCGCCCCCAGGCUGCAGCAAGCCGCACCUGGAGAAGCUGACCCUGGGGAUCACCCGCAUUCUAGAGUCUUCCCCAGGUGUGACAGAGGUGACUAUCAUAGAAAAGCCUCCUGCUGAACGUCAUAUGAUUUCCUCAUGGGAACAAAAGAAUAACUGUGUGCUACCUGAGGAUGUGAAGAACUUUUACCUGAUGACCAACGGCUUCCACAUGACAUGGAGCGUAAAGCUGGAUGAGCACGCCAUUCCACUGGGCAGCAUGGCUAUUAACAGCAUCUCAAAACUGACUCAGCUCAACCAGUCUUCUGUGUAUUCACUCCCGAAUGCACCAACUCUGGCAGACCUGGAGGAUGAUGCAGUUGAAGACAGUGAGAACCAGCCAGAGAAGCCUCACUUCGAUUCUCGAAGUGUGAUAUUUGAGCUGGAUCCUUGCAAUGGGAAUGGGAAGGUUUGCCUGGUCUACAAAAGAGGGAAACCAGCAUUGGCGCAGGACGCCGAGAUUUGGUUCCUGGACAGAGCGUUAUACUGGCAUUUUCUCACGGAUACCUUUACCGCGUACUAUCGCCUGCUCAUCACGCACCUCGGCCUGCCACAGUGGCAGUAUGCCUUCACCAGCUACGGCAUUAGCCCGCAGGCCAAGCAAUGGUUCAACAUGUAUAAGCCCAUCACCUACAACACAGACCUACUCGCAGAAGAGACCAACUCCUUCGUGAACAAGCUGGAUCCCAGCAAAGUGUUCAAGAGCAAGAACAAGACCUUAAUUCCCAAAAUGAAAGGGCCUGUCCAGCCUGCAGGUGGCCAGAAAGGGCCCUCAGGACUCUUCAUAAAGAAUUUUGAUAAAACCACUGUUGACAAGAGCUUUCCAAAACCUGCUCUGCCUUCUCACUGCUUCCGACAAUUCAUGGAGUGGCAGAAAAAGACAAAGAGGGACCAAGCGGUCAAGGAUGAGAGCUGAAGUUUUAAUCUUCUAGAAGUAUUUUUCUUCCAAAACCGAUCAAACCAGAAGGGAGAACCAGUAGCACCAGAUAAGUGCUUCCAGCCUGUGGCUGCUGCUACAAGACAGGUCAGGGUCAGAAGGGCGGUGCGAGGUCCUGUCAUCCUCUCCUGUGGCGAGCGCCUUCCUCUAGUGCCUGCGGAUCCCCCGUGACUUCGAAGUCAGGCCUGGCCCCCUUCUGGUUUCCACAGGUGAGGCAGCAGCGGACCCAGGAGGGCAAGGGCGCCCGUCACUUCCGCGAGAGCCCUCCGAUGGCGGGGUGGCGUCUGAUGAGGGAGAGCACAUGAUGUGUAGGAUCCAGGACAAAACGAAGAUGUGCGGCCUCUUGUCCAGAAAUUAGGAAAAUAGUACCAUUAAAGGGAUUAAAACGUUCUCCCUUCUCCCCAUGGUCUCCCAUGUCUGUUAUGGUGAGUUUCUGCUACUUAAUACUGUUCUAAGUAAUGAAAAAUUUAAAUUCUAAAUUAUUAGCAUUAAUUUUAUUCUUUAUAUUAUACAAUUCCAGUUGUAAACUACAACUAGAAGGGCAGUGAACUCACGCAGAGUCACCAAAAUUAAUAGUUCAUGUGCACAUCG
Molecule: messenger RNA, 1847 nt
Organism: Suricata suricatta (meerkat)
Lineage: Eukaryota; Metazoa; Chordata; Mammalia; Carnivora; Herpestidae
Gene: TPGS2
Product: tubulin polyglutamylase complex subunit 2
Exons: 8
Coding region: 273-1235 (320 amino acids)
Biological process (GO): protein polyglutamylation
Source: RefSeq, a predicted model, not a curated record